GAGUCUCCCAAAUGGAUAUCCGAUGAUCAUCAGGACGUAGAAUUUCGAGUCCACAUUUGUGGUUGGAAAAUGGAACCCCAGGCCCGUCAUUAGGAUUCAAUUGUGGUCCGAACUCCGCGACGUCAACAUGUUCCAACGAGGCGUACUCGGUCUACUUUAUCAACUCUUGAGUGUGGGAGCUAAUCUAAUUUAUUCUGAAGAUCUGGGUCCAUGCUCUUAUUCGUAUGAGUUUCAACGUAAUGGAAGCCAUUGUUGGACUGAGAUCAUCCCAAAGGAUCCUCCGGACGAUUGCCAGAUUGUUCCCUGGAAAUCUGAGCUCUACAAAUGUUCGCGUGAGGAAACUCAAUCCCCAUUUGUGUUGACCACCACGGGACAUGGGGAUUGGUUUUAUGACGACCAUAGCUUAUUGAUCCAUUUGGGUACAACGUGUUUCAAGGAGAUGACUCCAUACCCCAUGAAGGUAUUUGGAGCCGCUAGUUUCUCAUGGGCAAGUCAGGUCUUCGUUUGCGGUGGCCGAUUGGACUUGAUGUGGAACAUAAUUGGCCAAUGCUUCCAUUUUGCGGAAUCCUCCGCAAAGUGGAUCUCUCGAGCUAGUCUCUUGCUACCUAGAUUCUUAUCCGAGUCCACUUCUUUGAACAACGGGACUAACACUUUAAUUUCGGGUGGUUACACGCCCCAAGGAUUUACCAGAUCCUCUGAAGUUUGGGAUGGAACUUCUUGGAAUUGGGGAGAACUGGCUUUACCUAUUCCCCUAUAUGGCCAUUGUUUGGUGGAACUGGAUCCAUUCAGACUGCUAUUAUCCGGAGGGUUCACUAUUGAUUCGAAACCUUCACAACAGUCUUGGAUUUAUGAUAGAGUGGGAAAGAUAUGGAAAUCAUUGGAACCCUGGCCCAUUGUUUUGAACCGUGUGGGAACUGCAUCAAAAUGUAUCAAAAUGCUCGACGGCAAGAUUCUGCUUUUGGGUGGUGGAACCACGACAGCCUUGAUGUUCGAACCGCACACUGAGCAAUGGUUCCAAAUGCAACCGGUUCCUGUGGAAUGUGAUGCCCCUCUUAUGGUUCGGUAUCAAAAGGAUGUUCACCUAAUUGGUGGUUGCGGUGACAUGAGAUCGAUUUAUAGACUGGAUCAUUCCACAAAUCAAUGGCUCGAUAUGGGUCCCGUGUCUGAAUUCCGCAUGAAUAACCUGGCUGGAGCACGUGUCCCUCAAACGUUCCAGCAUGAUUCUUCUUGUUGAUCUACAGUUCAAAUCAGGGGUCACUUACAUGCUUGUAUUCUUUCUCGGGACUUCUUUGCGAGACAAAAGCACGUUGAUUUAUGUACGAUUACUCAUUCAUUCAUUCACCCACCCAAUCAACCAACCCAGCAACUAGCCAACCGUAAUUCUGGUGGUGGGGGCCUUUUUUCGCAUCUGUGCCGAGUUUUCUUCGUCCAUAAAACGACUUAACCACUUGGACUUCAAUGAAUUCCCCUCACGAUCCUGAAUUGCAUUCCCCGCACCCAAUGACCAAUUUGGUCAUUUAAGUAAGGGCUCGUCGAAAAUCUUGUUUGACUGAAUCAACUCGCAUACUUUAUGGGUUGGUUGGUUGGUUGGUUGGUUGACUGGCUGGUGGUUGGGUUUCAGACUGUUGCUGUGAAAAGGCAUGUUUUGUGCAUGAAUGGUUGUGUAAUCAUCACAUAUUUUAACAUAUUUUACUCUGACUGAGACUUGGGCCGAUGUAGUGGACCCUGUUAAUAAAGCAUUCUAAAGGACAAUCCAGCUGCCCACAUUUUC
Tigriopus californicus is the source of this 1771-nucleotide messenger RNA. RefSeq lists its product as uncharacterized. The record is from RefSeq and is a predicted model, not a curated record. Gene Ontology annotation, molecular function: protein binding. Lineage: Eukaryota; Metazoa; Arthropoda; Copepoda; Harpacticoida; Harpacticidae. The coding region runs from base 128 to 1234 and encodes 368 amino acids. The transcript is spliced from 4 exons.